AUGGCUUGGACGCCGGAGGAGGCAGAAUUCCAGGAAGCAGAUGAAAUCCUUUCAGAGCUUCGAAGAAAGGCCGAAACAGGAGACAGUGACUUGCCAUGGGGAGACUGCCUGGAGCGGUCGUGGCAGGACGGUGUUCUACGAGUCACCCGCUCGUACACGUGCGGUUCAUCGCCCGCAACGCCAGAGGUUCUCAUUCAGGAAUUUCCCUACUCGGCCCAUCCGUGCUCGGGUGUUGGGGGUACAGGUGGUCUCGUAUGGCGCGGCGCUUUGGCCUUGGCGGAGCACUUGGGUUCCGAACACCGCGCCUUGGAGGCCCAGGUGAUCCUGGAGAUCGGCGCGGGCUGCGGCUUGGCCGGGCUUGCGGCCGCCGCUCAGCGCCGAGCCGCGCUUGGCCGGGCGGAGAGCGGCUCGAGCGGCUCCGCUGUCCAGGUGGUGCUCACGGAUGGUCCGGAGGCGGUGGUUCAAAACCUGGCUGCAAAUGUGGCGGCCAACCAGGAGAGGCUAAGACCUGUGGAGGUGAGGGCUGCAAAGCUUGUUUGGGAGGACUUUCUGGAGGGGACUGCACCUGCGCCGGUGGAGGCAGUCGAUCUGCUGAUCGGUUCCGACGUGAUUUGGGGUGAUCGUGGCGCCUUGGUGGCAGAAGUGGCUUUGCGCUUGGUGAGACCUGGUGGUGCUUUGGCCAUCAGCGCGCAAAAGGGGCGCGAAGGCUUAGAUGUCUUCCAAGAACUCCUCGGUGCGCCGAAGUCUUCUCCAGCCUUCAGACUGGAGGUGAGGGAGGUGACCUUCCAGGGAGAGGAGUUCCAGAUCUUCAUUGGCCAUCGACAAUGA
Messenger RNA from Durusdinium trenchii, 828 nucleotides. NCBI's taxonomy places the organism in Eukaryota, Dinophyceae, Suessiales, Symbiodiniaceae. The record is from the annotation of a GenBank genome assembly.